AUGCCGCCUUUGCCAUCUGCCCUAUCGGAGAAAGAGCUUGGCGAGCUGGAGGUAGACGGCAUAGCGACCCCUACUGGUCCUCAAGCCCCAGCUCUGUCCUCAGUGCUGCCGGAGGAGGCGGGUACCAAGCAUCCCUUCCUCCCCCGAAAGAAGCUGCCUUCUCUGAAGCAGGUGAACUCAGCCCGGAAGCAACUGAGGCCAAAGGCCACCUCUACAGCAGCCACCCAGAGGGCAGGGUCCCAGUCCUCGGGCUUGGAUCUUUCCUCCUCCUCCUCCUCCUCAUCUGCCUCCUCCACCUUCUUCUCCUCCUCCAUGGAGAAGUCCCAGCCCCUGGACGCCCCGGACCCCCUCAUGGAUGAAGAGCCAUCUUCAGAGGUGGCCCUCUGGCCAGACAGCAAGGAGGAGACUGUCCCCACAACACCUGCGCCGUUACAGAUCUCCCCCUUCACCUCGCAGCCUUAUGUGGCCCACACCCUGCCCCAGAGGCCAGACCCUGGGGAACCUACAGUGCCUGAUGAGUCCCAUGAGGCUGCAGCCCAGGACAUCAGUCCUGUGACCCUGAUGGACAAAGCGGAGAAUGAACUGACUGGGUCAGCCUCAGAGGAGAGCCAGGAGACCACCACGACCACCAUCAUCACCACCACAGUCAUCACCACGGAACAGGCCCCAGCUCUUUGCAGCGUGAGCUUCUCCGAUCCGGAGGGGUACAUCGACUCCAGCGACUACCUGCCGCUGCCCCUCAGCAGCUUCCUGGAGUGCACGUACAACGUGACGGUCUACACCGGCUACGGAGUGGAGCUCCAGGUGAAGAGCGUGAACCUGUCGGAGGGGGAGCUGCUCUCCAUCCGGGCCGUGGACGGCCCCACCCUCACCGUCCUGGCCAACCAGACGCUCCUGGUGGAGGGCCAGGUGAUCCGCAGCCCCACCAACACCAUCUCCGUCUACUUCCGCACCUUCCAGGAAGACGGGCUGGGCAACUUCCAGCUGCAUUACCAGGCCUUCAUGCUGAGCUGCAGCUUUCCCCGCCGCCCCGACUCCGGGGACGUCACCGUGAUGGACCUGCAUGCAGGCGGGGUGGCCCACUUCCACUGCCACCUGGGCUACGAGCUCCAGGGUGCCAAGAUGCUCACCUGCAUCAACGCCUCCAAGCCCCACUGGAGCAGCCCGGAGCCCAUCUGCUCAGCCCCUUGCGGAGGGACAGUACACAACGCCACCAUCGGCCGUGUCCUCUCCCCAAGUCACCCUGGGAACAACAGCAAUGGGAACCAGUUCUGCGUAUGGACAAUUGAAGCCCCAGAGAGCCAGAAGCUGCACCUGCACUUUGAGAAAUUGUCAUUGCAUGAGAAGGACAGGAUGACGGUCCACAGCGGGCAGACCAACAAGUCGACUCUUCUCUAUGACUCCCUUCAAACCGAGAGCGUCCCCUUCGAGGGGCUGCUGAGUGAAGGCCACAUCAUUCGCAUCGAGUUCACAUCCGAUCAGAGCCAGGCAGCCUCAGCCUUCAACAUCCGGUUUGAGGCCUUUGAGAAAGGCCACUGUUACGAGCCGUACAUUCAGAAUGGGAACUUCACCACGUCUGACCCCACCUAUAACAUUGGAACCAUUGUGGAGUUUACUUGCGACCCUGGCCACUCUCUGGAACAAGGCCCAGCCAUCAUCGAGUGCAUCAAUGUGCGGGACCCGUACUGGAAUGACACGGAGCCCCUGUGCAGAGCUAUGUGCGGUGGGGAGCUCUCUGCUGUGGCUGGGGUGGUGCUUUCUCCAAACUGGCCGGAGCCCUAUGUGGAGGGUGAAGAUUGUGUCUGGAAGAUUCAUGUUGGGGAAGAGAAGAGGAUCUUCCUGGACAUCCAGUUCUUGAACUUGAGUAACAGCGACAUCUUGACCAUCUAUGACGGCGAUGAGGUCAUGCCCCACAUCCUGGGCCAGUACCUUGGGAACACUGGCCCGCAAAAGCUGUACUCAUCCACGCCAGACCUCACCAUCCAGUUCCACUCGGACCCUGCUGGCCUCAUCUUUGGAAAAGGUCAAGGAUUUAUCAUGAACUACAUAGAGGUGUCAAGAAACGACUCGUGCUCAGAUCUGCCCGAGAUCCAGAACGGCUGGAAGACCACGUCCCACACGGAGUUGGUGAGGGGUGCCAGGAUCACCUACCAGUGUGACCCGGGCUACGACAUCGUGGGGAGUGACACGCUCACCUGCCAGUGGGACCUCAGCUGGAGCAGCGACCCCCCGUUCUGCGAGAAAAUCAUGUAUUGCACCGACCCAGGAGAGGUGGACCACUCCACCCGCUUGAUUUCGGAUCCCGUGCUGCUGGUGGGCACCACCAUCCAAUACACCUGCAACCCCGGCUUCGUGCUCGAAGGCAGCUCUCUCCUCACCUGCUACAGCCGGGAAACCGGGACUCCCAUCUGGACGUCUCGGCUGCCUCACUGUGUCUCCGAGGAGUCUCUGGCCUGCGACAACCCGGGCUUACCUGAAAAUGGAUACCAGAUCCUGUACAAGCGCCUCUACCUGCCAGGGGAGUCCCUCACCUUCAUGUGCUACGAGGGCUUUGAGCUGAUGGGCGAAGUGACCAUCCGCUGCAUCCUGGGGCAGCCGUCCCACUGGAACGGGCCGCUGCCUGUUUGCAAAGUUAAUCAAGACAAUUUUGAACAUGCUUUAGAAGUAGCAGAAGCGGCAGCAGAGUCAUCUUUGGAAGGAGGAAACAUGGCCUUGGCCAUCUUCAUCCCGGUCCUCAUCAUCUCCUUACUGCUGGGAGGAGCCUACAUUUACAUCACAAGAUGCCGCUAUUACUCCAGUCUCCGCCUGCCCCUGAUGUACUCCCACCCCUACAGCCAGAUCACCGUGGAAACGGAGUUUGACAACCCCAUUUAUGAGACGGGGGAAACCAGAGAGUAUGAGGUUUCAAUCUAA
Molecule: messenger RNA, 2913 nt
Organism: Ochotona curzoniae (black-lipped pika)
Lineage: Eukaryota; Metazoa; Chordata; Mammalia; Lagomorpha; Ochotonidae
Gene: SEZ6L
Product: seizure related 6 homolog like
Exons: 16
Coding region: 1-2913 (970 amino acids)
Biological process (GO): synapse maturation
Cellular component (GO): endoplasmic reticulum; neuronal cell body
Source: RefSeq, a predicted model, not a curated record